This is a messenger RNA of Sciurus carolinensis (gray squirrel), 2303 nucleotides long. RefSeq names its product multidrug and toxin extrusion protein 2. Gene Ontology annotation, biological process: xenobiotic detoxification by transmembrane export across the plasma membrane. NCBI's taxonomy places the organism in Eukaryota, Metazoa, Chordata, Mammalia, Rodentia, Sciuridae. The record is from RefSeq and is a predicted model, not a curated record. The coding region runs from base 57 to 1778 and encodes 573 amino acids. The transcript is spliced from 17 exons. Gene Ontology annotation, cellular component: membrane. Gene Ontology annotation, molecular function: xenobiotic transmembrane transporter activity; antiporter activity.
UCUGCCUCGCGCGCUCGCAUUCCGCGGGCCGGCUUGGAGCCCGGUCCGGAGCCGGCAUGGAGUUCCCGGCGGCCGCAGCGGAGCUCCCAGCGGACCAACCCCUCGAACGGCCCGGCGUCUUCUUGCGACGCGGCGGCCUGCGGGGCCUGCGGGGCGCGUUGCCCCCGGACCUGCGGCGGGAAGCGGCCGAGCUGGCGGCGCUCGCCGGCCCCGUGUUCCUUGCACAGCUGAUGAUCUUUCUCAUUAGCAUCGUCAGUUCCAUAUUCUGCGGACAUCUGGGCAAAGUCGAGCUGGAUGCUGUUACGCUUGCUGUCUCGGUUGUGAAUGUUACAGGGAUAUCAGUUGGAACAGGUUUAGCUUCUGCUUGUGACACUCUGAUGUCUCAGUCCUUUGGAGGCAAGAACCUGAAACGUGUUGGAAUCAUACUUCAAAGGGGAAUCCUCAUCUUGCUGCUGUGUUGCUUCCCUUGCUGGGCCAUCUUCAUCAAUACUGAGUACCUCCUUCUGCUCCUGAAACAAGACCCUGAAGUUGCCAGGAUAGCCCAAAUUUAUGUGAUGAUUUUCAUUCCUGCUCUUCCUGCAGCAUUCCUGUUCCAACUGCAGACAAGAUAUUUACAAAGUCAGGGCAUCAUCAUGCCCCAAGUUAUUACUGGAAUUGCAGCGAAUAUUGUCAACGUGGGCAUGAAUGCCCUCCUACUGUAUGCCCUGGACCUUGGAGUGGUAGGAUCUGCCUGGGCUAACACCACCUCCCAGUUCGUCCUGUCUGCUCUUCUUUUCCUUUAUGUGUGGUGGAAAAAAAUCUACGUCGACACCUGGGGAGGUUGGACGAGGGAGUGCUUCCAGGAAUGGGGCUCCUACAUCCACCUGGCUAUUCCCAGUAUGUUCAUGGUGUGCAUCGAGUGGUGGACCUUCGAGAUUGGAACCUUCCUCGCAGGGCUGAUUAACGUGACAGAGCUUGGAGCACAGGCUGUCAUUUAUGAACUGGCCUCUGCAGCUUACAUGGUGCCUUUUGGCUUUGGUGUGGCUGCCAGUGUCCGAGUGGGCAAUGCCUUGGGGGCAGGGAAUGCUGAGCAGGCGCGGUGCUCCUGUACCACUGUCGUAUUGUGUGCAGGUGUUUGUGCACUCGCAGUGGGAGUUCUGCUAGCAGCUUUGAAGGAUGUGGUUGCCUACAUUUUCACCAGUGACAAGGAUAUUAUUUCCCUUGUGAGCCAAGUGAUGCCGAUUUUUGCUCCCUUUCAUCUAUUUGAUGCACUUGCAGGCACCUGUGGUGGAGUGCUGAGAGGUAUGGGAAAACAAAAGAUCGGCGCCAUCUUGAAUGCCAUUGGUUACUACGUUUUUGGUUUUCCAAUCGGAGUAUCUCUGAUGUUUGCCGCUAAACUUGGGAUAAUAGGUCUCUGGUCUGGACUGAUAGUUUGUGUCUUCUUUCAAGCCCUUUUCUACUUGAUAUACAUCCUGAGGACAAACUGGAAUAGAGUUGCAGAACAGGCACAGAUUCAUGCUGGGCUAAAAGGCAAUAAAGAGACUCUACCAACCCCAACAGAUCUCCCAAGCCUGGAAAGGGAAGCAACCGAUGCAGUGAUUUUGCCUGAUAUCAUCAGACCAGAAAGCCAGACUGUCCAACUCAUGGCACUGGAAGAAAACAACCAGUACACAGUGCCCACCAUUGGGGAUGUCUUGACAGUGAGGCAGCUGAUAUUCUAUCGUGGAAUGGCUUUAGUUGUUGCUCUUGCUGUCCUUUUAGCAGGAAUUUUAGUAAGAAUUUUUAAUGACCGUGGAUAAAAUGGAAGCAUUAUCACCCAUCUACAAACUUGAACUGAUAACCAUAUGUCAUGGAAAGUGACCUUGUUAUAUGACCCAUUCUUCACUGUGGGUAGAAAGGAUAUCGGUUAUUCCAAGAAACUGCACCACUGGAGUUCAAGAAAGGGACGAGAAAUUUUGUUUGUUUCUUUCUUUCUUUUGGUGCUGGGGAUAUAAACCGAGUCUUGUGCGUGCAACACUUGCUCUCUACCCCUGAGAUAUACCCUUUGCCCCCAGGAGCUAUAUAGUUUAAAGUAUACUUUUCUCUGUUAACUUUAUCAUGGUUUCUAAAUAUGUAAAUGAUUUUUCUUACUGUGAAUGUUCUUUACUCUUUCUUAUAUUGAAUAUCCUUCUCCUUUCAGGAAAGUGACUCAUUGUCAUAUAAAAUAUUAUUAAUCUCUUUGUAUUUCUCAGUUAGUAUAAUGUUUUGAUAGUGUCUAUCUCAGGUAUUAUCAUAUAAACUUUUAUAAAAUAAAUACCUCAAAAUUUAAAAUGCAUGUUGACACU